UGCUGUGUGUGUGUGUGUGUGUGUGUGAGACCUCUGAACUCUGGAGUACAAUCGCAGCGCUCUGGCAGCUGACGCAGCCACGUCCUGUCUUUCCAAGGAUGACUUCCUGUCAGCCACAUGAUGAUGAACAUUUGACAGCGUGAAAGUUCGACGGCAGCCCGGUGGGGUCUAUGCCGACCGUGCCCCCAUUUGGAAGCGCUGACGUAGAGCUUACCUGGAAGUCGGGAUUUGUCGUCGUUGCAAAAGAAAGCCCUGGCUUUGCUUAUUGUAAGGAGGAGGAGGUGACGCAGCAGCAAAAAAGGGAACGCGUGCACGCCGUUCUAAUUUCACGGCAGGAUCUCGGUGUUUAAGCUCGUCGGUGAUCUGCAGUUCCGGAAAGAACGCUUGGAGGUCAAUUUCAGGCUGAGCAGUUCGGAAGCCUCCUGCUGCGACGUCUCACUCGGUAUCUCAUUUUUCUAUUGUCCCAAAGCUCGGGAUAGCGUUUCUGAUGACUUUCCUGCAUUUCCCCUUUGCCGUUUGCGGUACAGUUUCGCCAAAACAGCUCUCAGAAAUCACUCUGCCAGCCCCUCUCCUGUUGGGGGCCCUUUGUGACGUCACCGCGACACCGCUCCACGGUAGAACAUUUUUCUUUUCGAGCUCGCAUCACGUCAGCUGCCGUCUGCACUUGCCGCAACGCGACAUUUCGUGGUCACGCCGCCUCAGCACAUCCACCAGCAACGGGAAAGUCGAUGCGCUGUUGUUGCCAAGUGCGCUGUGAAAAGGUGUCGUACGCCGUCAGCGUGUCGGGACGCCGGCACGUCGUCCGUCUGCAAAGGAACCGGUUGUUGCUUCCUGCGGACUUCAAAGUGUUUACAUACGCUCACGACGGAAAAAUCAUCACCGCCACGCCGGCUGUCAAGAACCACUGUCAUUAUCAGGGCUUUGUUGAGGGCAUGGAGGGAUCGUCCGUUGCCAUGAGCAUUUGUAACGGCCUCAGAGGCGUGAUGCACCUUGACGAUGACAGCUACGCCAUUGAGCCUCUAGACUCCGCCCCCGAGCAGCACCUGCUGUACCGCCUACAGGAUGUGAAAUCACAGCCUCGAGGAUGCGGGACGCCGCAUCGCCACGGCGCACGCGCGGCAUCAUCGGUGCAGGAAAUCCACCGGCGCGCCAGGGCGAAGCGAGAUAUUCUCCAUCGCACACACUACGUUGAGCUGCUGCUGGUGGUGGACAAUGACCGAUACAACAGCGUGAACCGGAACGAGAGUGCAGUGAGGGAGGAGAUGGUUCAUCUGGCCAACUUCCUAGACGCUAUCUACAUGCAGCUGAACGUGAGGGUGGUCCUGGUGGGCCUGGAGAUCUGGACCCGGCAGAACCUGAUCAGCACCGAAGGGGGCGCCGGCGAGGUGCUCGGUCGCUUCACCCAGUGGAGGGAGAAGGAACUGCUGCCUCGGCGAAGACACGACUCGGCGCAGCUCAUACUGACGAAGAGUUUUGGGGUGACAGCAGGGAUGGCGUUCGUCUCCACCGUGUGUUCAAGAAGUCACGGUGGCGGGAUUAAUGCGUUCACCAACAACAACGUGUUUGCCUUCGCCUCCAUCGUGGCUCACGAGCUCGGUCACAACCUCGGCAUGAACCACGACGACAGCCGCGCUUGCGCCUGCCCCGAGCAAGCGUGUAUCAUGAACUCCGGAGCCACAGGGUCGCGCAACUUCAGCCGCUGCAGCGCCGACGACUUCGAGAAGAUGCUGCUGCACACGGGAGGCUCGUGUCUGCUCAACGUGCCGCGGCCCGACGAGGCCUACAGCGCCCCCUACUGCGGGAACGGCCUGCUCGACUCGGGCGAGGACUGCGACUGCGGAUCGGCGAAGGAGUGCGAGAGCGACCCCUGCUGCGAGUUCUCCACGUGCCGACUGAAGGCGGGAGCCGAGUGCGGCGACGGCGAGUGCUGCUACAACUGUCGGUUCCGGCCCGGCGGCACGGUGUGUCGCGCCAGCACGGACGAGUGCGACCUGCCCGAGUUCUGCAACGGCUCCUCGUCCCUCUGUCGGAGCGACGUCUUCGUGCAGAACGGUCAUCCGUGUCGGAAUGGGCAGGCGUACUGUUACAACGGCCGCUGUCAGCAUGCCGGAGACCAGUGCAGGAGCAUCUUUGGAGCAAAAGCCAAGAUGGCGCCGGAGAUCUGCUUCAAAGACGUCAACAGCAAAGGCGAUCGCUUCGGGAACUGCGGAUACCAAAACUACGGGUACAAAAAGUGUGAGAGCAGAAACGCUUUGUGCGGCAAGCUGCAGUGCGCCAACGUGCAGGGCGUCAAAGCGUUCGGCGUGCAGCCGUCCAUCAUCAGCACGCCCAUAGGGGGCGACGUGUGCUCCGGGGUGGACUUCAUGCUGGGCUCGGACGUGCCCGACCCCGGCAUGGUCAACGAGGGCACCCGCUGCGGUCCCGACAAGGUGUGUCUGAACUUUGAGUGUCGCAACGUGGACGUCCUCAACUUUGACUGCGACGACGCCCACAACAAGUGCCACGGCCACGGAGUGUGCAACAACAACCAUAACUGUCACUGCGAGGCCGGCUGGGCUCCGCCCUUCUGCGAACAGGCGGGUUACGGGGGGAGCGUGGACAGCGGGCCCACCUGGAACGACCAAGACCAUUCGCUGAGGGACGGUCUGCUGGUGUUCUUCUUCCUGCUGGACCCUGCGGCCGCGUUGGCCGCCUUGGCCGUCCUGCGCAGGAAGCGGCUGCUGCGGCGCCUGGGCCUGACACGCAGGGGGCGCUCUCGGGCCUACCGGCCCGACGGAGCGGCGUCGGCCGAUCCCGGCGGAGGACCGCCUCCCGGGGCUCAGCCGCCUCUCGUUGCCCGUGGCGACGCCAACAACAUCCUCAGAGACCCGAAUCACAGUCAGCUUCUGCCGCCUCGUGAGGCGGAGGAGACGAGCAGGAGCGCUACCUCGUUCGCUGUGAGGCCACCGCCGCCGCCUCUAAAACCGAAACCGUGUGGCACGGCGAAGCCUCUGAUGCCCCAAAGACCCGCCCCUCCGCCGCCCGUGUAACCGCCUUCCGUACCAGGAUUCCGCACUUCCUCCUCCAGGCUACGUCCCGCCCACUCACGCCCGUUGCCUAGCGACGGCCAGGAAGCAGGAAACCGGACUCGGGUGGAUCCGCACCCAGAAAGAACUUGUCACAAACCGUCCAAUCAGAUCAGAAUCAGAUCAGAAUCCUCUUUAUUUGCCAAGUAUGUCCAAAACACACAAGGAAUUUGUCUCCGGUAGUCGGAGCCGCUCGAGUACGACAACAGACGGUCAAUUUACAGAACACUUUGGAGACAUAAAGACAUUGACAAAAAACAAUUGUGCAAAAAGAUGCAGAGUCCUCUAGCACUUAGAGCAGUUCGAAAGACUAAUAUUGCAAUAGUCCGGUGCAAUGACCGUUGUGCAAAGGGGCGCUGAGACUUCAAGGGGUGGAUGCAGUUUAAAGUGACGAGUUGUGCGAUCAUCUGGGACAAUGUUGGUUGUGCAAAUGUUACAGAUACUCCUCAAUCAGUGUGCAAAUGGAGCAGAUGCUACUCUGGCAUGAGUGGCCAGUAUUGGUCAACAACAGAUAUGCAAAUAGUGCAGCGUGGCGAGACGACGACAGGGAGUGCACGAACGAGUAAUACAUAAUUGGCCCCGCAGAAAUGGGACAACCAACUCAAGUCAAAAAAUUGCCAGCUUGUUGUAAUGGAAUUGUAGGUUAGCUGUUGAAGAAGUUGAUUGCAAGAGGGAAGAAGCUGUUGGAAUGUCUACUAGUUCUAGUUUGCAUUGAUCGGUAGCGCCUGUGAUUAUUAUUGUAAGCGUCGGCGCCGUUGAGCAUGCUGGCUAAUUAGAGUUUGCUGGUUAACGGCCAAUAGCGAGGCGUGCCUGAGCGCUGCUACUCUCAGAUAGGCUGCUUUGAAGACAGCGAGACCACUACCGCAGGAAGCGCCUCCUGCGCGAUUUUUUGUUUUUAUUUGUUUUACGGCCGCGCUCCCCGACCCGCUACGGACCGUCGGUACCGCUCCCUGGGCCGUUUGGCACCGGGCCGCGAGGAGAAACCGGAGAAAACAAUGGUUUGAAAUUCAGAUGCAUCUGCCUGCGCCUAACGCGCCGAAGCGCUCGUCUCGGUCACAAAAUACGCCGGUGAAAAAAGCUCACGGCCGAGCAAAAAUGGGGGAAAAAAAACAAAAAACGACUUCGGAGAAACAAAAGAAAGCUGGCCUUCAGUUUCGGGGAUUCAAAUCAAGGCAGGAAAUCCGCAGAUCUCAAACAAUAAAAACCCAAAACAAUACAGAUAAGCGACACCCGUUCUAAUUGCACUGGAGUCCUCGAAUUGUAUUUCUAAUGAGCAGGGAUAUGGCGGCAAAAAAAGGGUUUUUCAUAGGAAAGCGGGGGUUGCCACCCUCCACCCCAAAAAAAAAAAAAAGAGAUAGCAGUGAAUCGGCAGGUGCCGAACUGCAAAUACGCGCGGGUCCGCUGUAAGCGUCUGUAUACAAUCGCGCAAGGAGACGGAGAUGAGACCACGCCCCUUAAAGGCACACUUCCAACACAAAUACUGCAGGAUGUCCAGUAAUGACACUUGAUCAAAGCAGUGUAUAGUGGAACUCUCAUAUUGGCAGUUGAGCACCUGCAGAUUCAGCUAUCCGAUGAUUCUUUCCCCCCAAUUUGAAAAAGAACAUGUAGAAAGCCGUUAUUAUUGGCUUCUUGUAUCAUUUUCGGAGUGUGUGGCCCACCUCCCGCCCAAAGUCAGCUAGCUGGGCUUGGCGCCAGAAGCGCUAUUGGGGAAUACAACUUUUUUCACAAGGCACUUUUAUAAUGUGUGUCAAUUAUUUACAGCUUUUCGCUAUUUCGCAAAUUGCGGGGGUCCACCCUAUUUCUUUAUGUCGUCUUUGGUUAGGUUUUUAAACAAUGUUGAAUUGUUCUUGGUUAAAAACACGGAUUAACGGCGUUUGAAUUCACUUCAAUGGGGAACGCGCUCAAUUGCUAAAAUGACAAGCUCGGUGGCGGAAGGAAUAAUACUCGUAAGUCAAGGUCCGACCGGCGGCGCGCGUCUGCGGGGUGUCCGGAUGGUCAAAUGUCCGACGGUGCCGACGCCCCCGCUGUGCGGCGGCUCCGAAAUGGAUGGAAUUGUAAUCCGUUCGUUUCCUGGGAGAACAUAUGGCGUGAAAUGACGGUUGCCUCGGGAAGCUGACACGAUCGCAAUCUUAGUUCAAUUUGGAAAAAACGCUCAGGAUUUGUUGUGAAUUCCAUUCCAAACUGAGAAAACGAAUCCGGAUGGAAUGCAAUUGGUUCUCUUACUUUGAGAAAUGUUAGCGCAGUUGUGAGGUCGCGGGUUCAAAUCCGGCCCGGCCUGUGCGGAGUUUGCAUGUUCUCCCCGUGCUUGCGUGACUUUUCUCCGGGUACUGCGCUUUGGUCCCAUUCGCAUCCUAAGAAUCGAAGCGUCUGUUACGUGUGAAGGAGCGGGAACGCUUUUUUUGUCUGUAUGUGCCCUGCGAUUGGCUGGCGACCAGUCCUGGGUGUACGUUGAGCUGAGCCCGCGUGAGCGCAAGCGGUGCGGAAAAUGGAUGCGAGUUCUUGGAAUAGUUCCACGCUCACCUCCAUUUCCAAAGUCCUCUUCCCACACAAGCACGACGACGUUUCGACCGCAACCCGGCCGUCCCGAUCGGAGAGAUCGACAACGGCGAUAUAUUCGGGACGUGCGGUCCCGACCCUCGCUGAGGAAAAGAAAGCACCAGAGCGUGACCGUCAUCCGUUGCCCGCCGCGGGCUCCUCGCAUUGUUAGCCACGCAUCUGCUGCCAUUGCAGCCCUUUGGGGGACUUUGACUUUUAAUCAAGCUGUCGGCUGUGAAUCGGAUCUUUCGCUUCCGUUUGGCGUGAACAUACAAUUUCACAUUUUGAUGUAUUUAGUUUUAAACCAGAAGCAGCUGAGAAAUCAUCUAUUAGUGAGAUUGCACAGUUCAUUUGCUCUUUAUCUUUUUGAAAUAAAGCGAGUUGGGUCAAUCUGAUUUCCUUGCCGAAAACCUUGAAUCAUCAGAUUAUUCAAUAUGUGCAAUGACAGUAAUUCCACAAGAAUCAAGAAAUAAGAAGGGCGCUAUCGGUCGGCCUUGUCUUACCGAUGUCAAAACCGGAAAUCUAUGAGUCGUGUUUGGAAAUAAUAUAACACAACUGCUAAUAUCUUUAUAAAACAUUUCAAUGGGUGACACAAAAUUCUUACCAAAACCAAAAGUCUGGAGAGCUUUAAAUAAAAACUUGUGCUCCAGCAUUUGAUACUGCUUUAUUUAUAAAAACAAUUUGAUCAGAUCACUAUCAAUAUUGUCAGAGUCAUCAAGUCAAGUCAAACAAGUCAAGAACAAGUCUUAUAUUUGAGCUUAUGCGACGGUCGGUCAUAAAACCGGUCUGUGUUUCACUUCUAAACUCUCCAAUGAGAGAAUCUUCUAAUCUACAUUUAAAAGUGUGCUAGGUCUCCAAUUUUCAAUUAGCCGCCGAUCUUUGUCCGGUUUGUUGAUGAGAGUUGUCUCAUCCUCGUAGACAUUUCUGAACAAACCUUCUUUGAAUAAAUGAUCUCGAAUAAAAUUCCACUGAAAUCCCAUCACA
Molecule: messenger RNA, 6584 nt
Organism: Phyllopteryx taeniolatus (common seadragon)
Lineage: Eukaryota; Metazoa; Chordata; Actinopteri; Syngnathiformes; Syngnathidae
Product: disintegrin and metalloproteinase domain-containing protein 9-like
Exons: 23
Coding region: 729-3029 (766 amino acids)
Biological process (GO): proteolysis
Cellular component (GO): plasma membrane
Molecular function (GO): metalloendopeptidase activity
Source: RefSeq, a predicted model, not a curated record